GCGGUUGCCCAGGCUGCCGGCCCUUUCUGGGGCUGCGCCCUGCAGGAAUACGGGCCUCCUAGCGGGUCACCUGGACACGCACCGCCGGCGGGCGCACACGCGCACAGCCACACGCGCGCACGCCCAGACGCAUUCAUGCCCUCGCCGGAGACGCACUCGCUGCUUCUGCACCCGCUCCCUGUCCGCCCACACUGGAGCUGGUGCCGCACACUCGGUCCGACAGCCAUGUGGGCCGCAAGCCGUGGGCUUCCUGCUCAGUGUCAGCGGGUGCCAGCUGAAAGAGGAGCGUGUGCUGCCUCUGGAACUCAGCUCUCCUAGAAGCUCACAGCAAGCAGCCUCGGCAGCAAACGGGGUCCACUCUUCGAUACUAAGGGCUUCUUAGUCUACCACAUGCUCAACCAUGGAAAGAGAAGCUUUUGGUGCCGACUCCUUACUGAAGUGGUGGCCUUCUGCUUGAUUUUCAUGCUUGCGUUUUCCUUUUCUUUAGAAAACAUGGAAGCCUCAUCUCUUAGAACAGGUUGCUCAGUCUGCACGAGGCAAAGCAGUUCUGGAGGUUUCAUGGCUUCCUCAGGUGGCUAGUAAUGACUUUAUACAAAAUAGUGUUGCUGUCAGGGCUCACAGAAGAAUAGAUUUAACACAGGACACAGACUUUAUAGAACCAUUUUAUAAUAUUUAUCCAUAAAGUCAAAUGCAGAAGAGUGCAAAUGAUCUCUCCAGCACUAGACUCAAAUAACCCAGCUGGGGGCUUGGAUCCCAAAGCAAUGUCCUGCACAAGUCCCGCUGAAGACCAUGAGUCUGUGGCAAUGCUCCCCAUGAGCCCAGCUGGAGGCCUAGAGCUCACAGCAACGUCUCAUGCAAGUCUGUACCAAGGAUCUGCGCCGGAAAGGCCCAAAGGUCAGUGAUGGAAGCUAGAAAGUCUGCAUCAGUGGGGUGAAGGCUCUGUGCUAGCAGCUGAGGGAUCUGCACUGGAGUUAGGAAGAGAUGCUCAAGGUUAGGACCAGAGCUUCCCUGAAAAGAACCAUGGCAGCCAUCCUCAGCGACAGCCAGGUCCUGAGCUCCUCCAAUGGGAACAACUGAGUUCAUAUCAGGAGCCAGAGUGACACUCUUCUUCAGGAGAGUCAACAGUGCACUGUCUUCCCUGCAGUUCUCUUCUUAUGCUGUUGAUAACAGUCCUCAAGUGAGCCCUCCUGAUGCAGCACUGAGCUGAGUCAGUGCAGCUAGGUGUCCGAGUUGCCCAGUAGCUCAUCCACCACAAGCAAGCCUGGAGAAGGCUGAAUCUGUUAACUCAAACAGGACUCUUUUAAAUGCAGUUUUCUUCUUGUUGGCAGUCCUAGAGUCUUCUGCUCUCUCACCAUUGGUCUUCCCUCCUUUCUAAAGCAGCUCUCUUCUGAGGUUUGUGACUGAGAUGAGUGCAUAAUGCAAGGGAAAGGCACAGACCGAAGUGGUAAAUAAAAUGAUGAGUGGCCACGCAUGGACUAGACUCAGUGUCCAAGUCUGACUUCAAGCCCCCACCAGGAGCAGCUGGGCAUCACUCUCUUGCCACUACAAAGCCUCCAACCAGAUACAGCUUAAUUGUCAUGAGCUGCUCACUGAGAUGACUUUGAUGUGAGCAUGCAUAAUUGAUUCAUUAUGGUUUCUGUGCAAUCAAACCUCUUUGCUAGUGUUUAUCUGUGUUUGAAGCUGCUCCCCUGCACUAGCAUCACUACCUCAACUCCACGUCAGAUCAUCAGGGAUUAGAUUUUCACAGGGAAGCACAACCCAGAUCCUUCUCAUGUGCAGUCCACUGUAAGGCAUGAGCUCCUGUUGGGAGCCGCUGAGGCCUGUAGGAAAGAGCGAAGGAGCUAAAUUACCCCUCCCAUCGAGUGAGCCAAGUUGGCGCCUGCUUCCUGCCCCCUGAUUGCCCUGGCGACUUAAACAGCCCGCGCAAUAGAUUGGUCUACCUAGCAACCAAUGACGAUGACCAAUCAGCUUGCAUUGCUUGCUGUUGCCCUAUUGGAUGAUGAGUCCAUAUAUAUAUGUAUGUGACCCUCCCUGCGGGAGGAGAUAGAGAGAUAGAGAAAGUCCACCGGCGAGAAAGGGCUGGUGGCAGAACAGAGGCCUCGCGGGGCCCACGCGGAGACAAAUAAAGACAAGGUUGCACACCGUCAGAAUCUGUCGUGUGUUUUUCCUGCCGGCCGGGAGCGACACCGACAUCUGGUGGCCCGUACGGGGAUCUGAUCACUCCCCUCGGUGGUGUGCAACGCUCCAGCGUGGUGCUGCCGGACAGGUGAGUAGGGGAUAAGCCUGGGCUCUGGGUGGUGCGCACCUACAGGGCUUUUAGACUCCCCUCAGGCUCACGCGUAGGUGACGGGUUCUCUAAGUCACACGCGAUGAGUUACAGCCCUUAGAGGUUAAAGAUGGGUAAUUUACCGAGCGCGGAGGCGCGGCCCUUGGUAAAGGCCCUUAGAAAGCUUUUAAAAGCUAGAGACCUCAGGGUAGGUCAAAAAACACUGGAACUAUUCAUAGCAGAGAUAGAUAGGGUGGCUCCCUGGUUUUUACCCACAGGGCAUUUAAACCUGCCGUCACGGGAGAAGUUAGGCGGGGACCUCGCCUCGGCGGAAUUGGGAGGCGAUAUUUCGCCGGCUAUUCGCCCCCUGUGGGAAAUGAUACAUGCGUGCCUUGAAGGGGAGGGGAAGGGGUUCCCGUCGGCAGUUAGAGACGCGGAAAUCAUGGACGCACGCAAGGCUUUUGAGCAGGCAAAAUCGGAAUGCUCUCGGGAGGGAUCUGUCCAGGGGGAGAAAAUCCAGGGAAAGAUAGAGGACACCCAAGCUCUGGAGUCCUCCGACUCAGAUAGCGAGGAGGAACCAGAAGGUGGGGCAGGAAGCCGAGAGGCCCGGAACCCCUAUGCCGAGUUACGCCGCAAAUUGUGUGCGUGCGCCGCUCGAAAAAAGCAGAGAGAGGAGAAAGGACCCCCGAGUGCCCCCUGGCGGGGAGGAGAUAGAGAGCCAUCCGCUCCGCCCUGGAGUUCUUUUCCAGAAGCGGUUCCCCGUCGAGAGGCCGCUACAGGGGACCCUCCCUUCUCUCAGCCGGCGCAGGAAGUGACGCCCCGUUCCACUCUGUCGCGACCGCCAUCCUAUGACGUCGCGCCGCGGGGCGGACGAUAUUUUCAUGGGCGGUUAUGGAGGGGUGAACGAUGGCCCGGAGGGGAUCGAUCGAUGCAAAAAAUAGAUUACGGCCCUUAUGGAGUAUAUCCUGUGCAAAUGGCCCCAGGCCAAGGGCGCAAUGUUUGGGAACCGUUUGAAAUAAAACAGAUUAGAGAAUUAAAAAGCGCUGUCACGACCUUCGGGCCCACAGCACCCUAUACCAUAGCUAUGCUAAAAAACUUGUCUUCUGGGCCGCUCACCCCAGCGGACUGGACCCAGUUGGCAAAAGCAUGUCUACCCUCAGGCAGCUACUUAGACUGGCGAGCAUGGUACGCAGAGUUCUCUGCCGAGCAGGCUAAGAGAAAUGCCGGUCGAGGAAACAGGGGCUGGAGAUUUAGCUUAGCGGCACAAGCGCCUGCCUUGUAAGCAGGCAAUCGCGAGUUCGAUCCCUGGUACCGAUAAAAAAAAAAAAUAAAAUAAAAAUAAAAAAAAAAUAAAAAAUAAAAAAUAAAAAACAAAAAGGGGGAGUAAGCCAAGGCCUGCCUCCAAAGGCGCGGUUAUCUAUGGCAUUACAAUGGAUGGGCCCGGAUCCGGUGGUUAGCUGGAACCGAGGCGCGGUUUGUGUUUUUCCGCAGGAACCGGGACGAGAACCACUGUGGGUCCCAGAGAGGCUGACACAUGCGACAAGUCCCUCGACUGAAGAUCAGGCCUGUUCCACCAGAGGCCAACCGCAGACCCAACAACAAGAUGAGCCCUAAAAGAACUGCAGGACAAUCCCUUUUUGGGGGCCUGGAACGGCUUGCUCCCCUAUAUUUUACCAUUGUUAGGUCCCCUGUGCUCCUUGCUUCUGCUCUUACUUGUAGGACCAUUCUUGCUCCGAUGGGUUACAUCAUUUAUUAAUGGGCGCCUUGCGGCGGCCCGGCGUCAAGUACGCCUGGUUGCCCAUGCGGCCCUGGCAGCAGCCCGUGAUGGGCACAAUGACCCCCAGGCCUACGCAUGGCUCGCUCGACUGGCCUACGACUGGGUCUAGAUGUGGCGGGUCUUCCACACUCCUUCCCUAUUGACACCACACAGCAGGGUAGGUGAGUCAACGACAGGUAAGAGCGUGCCUCCCCAGCACGACGCGACCUAAGCCAGGCCCUACCCCAUACUGCACGAAAGCCGCUGGAUUACUAGAAUCUGCCCAGAUCUAGAUGCCUCUCCGAGGGGAUCACACGGAGGGGCAUGAGUGCAUGCCUAUGUGCAUCCAGGUUCCGUCCAGUUCACUCCUGGCCCUAAAAAAAAGGACGAGGGUCUCAAGGCCUUGGUGGACCCGGGGACGGCCGACCAGGGUCCAAGCCAAGGGCCUACGGUGGGCCUCAACACAGGGCAUAAGCCUCUGCACUCGAUCCAGGGCAGGCUGCGAUGCAUACAUUCAUUCAAAAUAAAUAAAAUAGGGGGAGAUGUUGGGAGCCGCUGAGGCCUGUAGGAAAGAGCGAAGCCUGAGCUAAAUUACCCCUCCCAUCGAGUGAGCCAAGUUGGCGCCUGCUUCCUGCCCCCUGAUUGCCCUGGCGACUUAAACAGCCCGCGCAAUAGAUUGGUCUACCUAGCAACCAAUGACGAUGACCAAUCAGCUUGCAUUGCUUGCUGUUGCCCUAUUGGAUGAUGAGUCCAUAUAUAUAUGUAUGUGACCCUCCCUGCGGGAGGAGAUAGAGAGAUAGAGAAAGUCCACCGGCGAGAAAGGGCUGGUGGCAGAACAGAGGCCUCGCGGGGCCCACGCGGAGACAAAUAAAGACAAGGUUGCACACCGUCAGAA
Molecule: messenger RNA, 4917 nt
Organism: Cavia porcellus (domestic guinea pig)
Lineage: Eukaryota; Metazoa; Chordata; Mammalia; Rodentia; Caviidae
Product: endogenous retrovirus group K member 6 Gag polyprotein-like
Exons: 2
Coding region: 2397-3548 (383 amino acids)
Biological process (GO): viral process
Molecular function (GO): structural molecule activity
Source: RefSeq, a predicted model, not a curated record